UAUUGUACAUAAUAUUAUUAUACACCUAAUAAUAAACACGAUACAGAGCCGGUACCGCCUUCCGCCGUGUACCGCGUAUAGUGUGCGUCGCGUUCCCACCGAGUGCGGUCGUCAUGUGCCGUUGAACCGUUCGCUUUCGGACAACCGAAAUACACGUUAUUCGUCUAGGUUUUUUUUUGUGUGUGUGUAAUUGUUUAGUUGUGUUUGUUUGUGUUUGUUUUGGAACAAAUUUAUUUUAUCGUUACGGAUUAUAAUGCAAGUCUAAAGGGCACCCGCUCUCGUCGGAUGCAAUAAGCGCGGGACAAACGAAAUGGACGAGGAAACGGCCGUGGUUUUGGGCGUGCAGCUCUUGGCCCUUUGCUGCAUCGUGUGCUCACUGGUUUUAUACUUGUUGCGGAAAAUGAGCAGGAAAACGGUUUAUGCCACACCGGCGCUCCGGUCCGUAUUGCUCACGUCGUGCGAGACUUCCGUUGGCUUGCAGCUGUGCGACAAGCUGGCGGCCGCUGGCUUUCGAGUGUUCGCCGGUUACAAGCCAGCAGGGGAAGCCGACGACGGGGCAUCGUCCGGGGCGUGUACGGUGCUGCGCAUGCGGAUCAAACAGCGCGAAUCGGCCGACCUGGAACGGGCGCCCGGUGGCAUAGUGUUCAUGCAGUUGGACGUGACACGUGAAGAUUCCCUGCACGAAGCCGUGGACACAAUCAAGAGGCAUUUGCCCGCCGGCGAAGACGGUCUAUGGGCGGUGAUCAAUACUGCCGAUCUAUGCCUCAGGGGAAGAAUUGAAAUGCAAGAGAGCGCUCAAUGGGAAACGUUGUUUAAGACAAACGUCUUUGGGACGUUUAAAGCUGCCAGGACGUUUUAUCCUUUGUUGAUAAGUCAAAGAGGUCGUCUGAUCAAUUUUGGUACAUCCAAGGGACAUCCUCGUCGGCAAGGGAUGACCGCGUUCGACGCUGCCCGUCACGCCGUGGUCGGUGCCAGCACUUCCUUGCAACAGGAUCUUAAGGAUUUGGGCGUACACGUGAUUGUGGUGAACACAAACGACAUUUUGCCGGAAAACCUCUUCGAACCCGUGCGAUCAGCCAACGAACGAACGCUCAACGACACGACGGUGUACCUGAAACAAUGCCUGCCCGAUUAUGCGGUGCACACCAUGUUCGACGCCUUGCUCGAACCCAAUCCCAAGACCGUGUAUAAUUUUGAAAAACCGUCGAGUUUCAUGUGCGGCGGCUUCUCCAGGAGAAUAACGAAACCAGAAAGCCCAGCCGGAUAUCAAAAUAUUUAAAUAAUAAAAAUAUCAUGUACAACAUUAUUAUUAAAACGACAUUAUACAUUAUUUUUUUUCCCCAACCUACCACAGAAACUACCAAUAGUUUUGUAUGUACAUAAUAUUAUUAUAACUGUGUUCAAAAGUUGUUUUUAUAUUUAUAUAUAUAUUAUUUUAAACGGAGCCCAUCCAUAUGUAAUAUUAUUUAUACAAGAUAAAGUAUAUAAUGACAAGUGCGUUUCGACAAUAUCAUAA
Messenger RNA from Adelges cooleyi (spruce gall adelgid), 1516 nucleotides. RefSeq names its product D-beta-hydroxybutyrate dehydrogenase, mitochondrial-like. Lineage: Eukaryota; Metazoa; Arthropoda; Insecta; Hemiptera; Adelgidae. The record is from RefSeq and is a predicted model, not a curated record. The transcript is spliced from 4 exons. The coding region runs from base 311 to 1279 and encodes 322 amino acids.